AUGGCGACCAUCCAGGCCAUCGAGGCUCGUUCGGUCCACCAAAUCCAAUCUGGCCAGGUGAUUGUAGACCUGUGCUCCGUUGCCAAAGAGCUGGUCGAGAAUAGCCUCGACGCAGGCGCAACGACGAUAGAGAUCCGAUUCAAGAACAAUGGGCUGGACUUGAUUGAGGUGCAGGACAACGGGAGUGGCAUCUCGCCGGAGAACUACGAGAACGUUGCGCUAAAACACUACACCUCCAAGCUAUCCUCCUUUGAAGACCUCUCAAGCCUCCACACCUUCGGCUUCCGCGGCGAAGCUCUCUCCUCACUAUGCGCCCUCGCCGACUUCCACAUCGUCACAGCCCAAGCAAAUCAAGUCCCCCGUGCAAACAGACUAGACUUUGAGAUCUCCGGCAAACUUCACAAGACCCAGAUCGUGGCCGGACAGAAGGGGACUACAGCCUCGGUGGAAGGUAUCUUCAAACGACUACCGGUACGUCGGCGCGAAUUGGAGAAGAAUAUCAAGCGAGAGUACGGAAAAGUGUUGAAUCUGCUUCAUGCCUAUGCCUGCGUUAGUGCUGGAGUCAAGUUCAGCGUCCGGAAUACCGUGGGCAAGACGAAGAAUGUGGCUGUAUUCUCUACGAACGGGAAUCGUACCACCAAAGAGAAUAUUGCCAAUGUGUACGGGGCUAAGACGCUGUCUGCGCUGAUUCCACUCGAUCUAGAGCUGAAGUUUGAACCCUCCGCUCCUAUGAGACGCAGUGGCGGUGAUGCGGAAUCUAAUCGGUUGGUCGUUAUGGGCCAUAUCUCUCGACCUGUUUUCGGAGAAGGGCGCCAGACACCUGAUCGACAGAUGUUCUUUGUGAACUCGCGGCCGUGUGGGCUACCGCAGAUUGCAAAGGCAUUCAAUGAAGUUUAUAAAUCGUUUAAUGUCUCGCAGUCGCCGUUUAUAUUCGCGGAUUUUCAGAUGGAUACAAAUGCUUAUGAUGUGAACGUGUCGCCGGAUAAGCGGACGAUUCUACUGCAUGAUGCGGGGGCUCUGAUUGAGUCGUUGAAGACGUCUUUGGUACAACUGUUUGAGGCUGCGGAUCAGACGGUUCCUCAAUCGCAGGUGUUUGGCUCCAAGGCUUCGACGACGGCCAAGCCGCAAGCACUGGGAUCGCUUCCGGGUUUCGUCUCUGCUCGACAGGUUGCGCAAGGCACGCUCGAGUUUGCCGUCACGCCCGAUAGAGACCAGGAAGUGGAUGACUCUGAGAGGGAGUCAGAAGCUUCGCAGCGGACGGUGCAGAAAAGUAUCAAGCGCUUUAUGAGCACUCAAGGGUCUGACGAAGUAGAUGCUUUAUCGACUCCUAUAAAAUCUACACCAAAGUCUCAGCAGACACCGAUGCCGUCAUUAGCUGAGCAUCCUUCUUCCACAGAGCCUGUGGAUGAGGAGGAUGAUCGGUCCGAACAACAAGCGGAACAUGAGCUUGAAGACGAAGCAGUUCAACCACUUCCACGUCCACCCUGUCCACCCGCAGAGCCUGGCGUAGCACCAUCUCAGCCACCAGAUGAGUCUGAAGAAAUGCCAAACGUGAUUCAGAAUGCGUUUGAUCGAAUGCGCCCUCGUCGAAUGCCAGCUGAGAUGGCCACAAUUACUAUCGGUGAUCACACGGUGACUUCCAUGAUUGGCAGUGGUCGCCCGCGAAAGAGACCAUCUGAUAUCGGCUAUUCGUCCAAUGGACCAUCCAAGCGGAAGCGACGAAUCCAUACGCCGUCCCGACCUAAUAUAUUCGGGGAGCAGCUGAAGGCCUUUGCAGCACCUGGGACGCAGGUAGACGAAGAGGAAGAGGAAGGGGAAAGGAGUGACGAGGCUGUAGGUGAGGUCAAUGGAGAUGACUAUAUAGAUGAAGAGGUCGAAGAAGCGCAAGAGGAGGAAGAGGAGGUUUAUUCAUCUGAACCUGAGGAUACCGAUUACAUCCCAGAAGGAGACCGUGAGCCCUCUGAACAGGAGGCUGGGGAUGAAGAAAAACCAAGUGAAGAGCUACCAGCCGCCGAGGCAGACGAAAAUGCUCCCGAUGAAGCCGAGAAAAAGGCCCAAGAAGAAGCCCUCGUACAAAAGCUCAUCCACCAAGCCGAAGAAAAAGCCGUGCUUCCGUCCGAGCACAAUACCAGUCGUGCGAACAAAAUGAACAAGGGAGCCGCACAUCGCGAUGCUACGGUUCAACUUGUUACGACGAUUGAUGCUUCAGUAGCCAAACUCCAAACGCAGAUGGCGAGAUUACGAGAGAGCCUCGAGACACAUAAUGUGCCAUCCCGAAAGACCAACACCGAUCUCGCCUACGAAGAAACCGCAGAAGAACGCCUCUCACUCACUGUCAGCAAAGCGGAUUUCGCUCAAAUGCGCAUCAUCGGCCAAUUCAAUUUGGGCUUCAUCAUCGCCGUCCGACCGGGAGAAGACCACGAUGAGCUGUUCAUCAUCGACCAGCACGCCUCGGACGAAAAGUUCAAUUUCGAACGUCUCCAAGCCGAAACGGUCGUUCAAAACCAGCGUCUCGUCCGACCUCAGCGACUGGAUCUCACCGCCGUCGAAGAGGAGAUUGUCCUUGAGAACCGGUCCGCCCUCGAAAAGAACGGAUUCAUCGUCACCAUCGACGAGAGUGGCGACGAACCUAUCGGUCGGCGGUGCCAACUAGUCUCGCUUCCACUCAGCAAGGAAGUUGUCUUUGGCUCGCGCGAUCUGGAGGAAUUGAUCGUCCUCUUGUCCGAGGCGCCUGUGGUUGAUGGGGAUUCAGUACCUCGGCCUAGCAAAGUGCGCAAGAUGUUUGCCAUGCGGGCGUGUCGGUCGAGUAUCAUGAUUGGGAAGACUUUGACGACGCGGCAGAUGCAGCGGGUUGUGCGGAAUAUGGGGACGAUUGAUAAACCGUGGAAUUGUCCUCAUGGGAGGCCGACGAUGCGGCAUUUGAUGAGUCUGGGACAGUGGGAGGAGUGGGAUGAGUAUGCGGAUGAAGCCAGGGAAGAGGAGAGUUUGGGAGGAUUGGAUGUUUGGAGGAGAUAUGUGGAGGGGGCUGAGAAUGAGGAUGAAGAAGAGGAGGAGGAGGAAGAGGAAGAAGAGGAAGCAUAA
Penicillium daleae is the source of this 3081-nucleotide messenger RNA. RefSeq names its product ATP-binding mismatch repair protein PMS1. The record is from RefSeq and is a predicted model, not a curated record. The transcript has 4 exons. Gene Ontology annotation, cellular component: MutLalpha complex. Bases 1 to 3081 code for a protein of 1026 amino acids. Gene Ontology annotation, molecular function: mismatched DNA binding; ATP binding; ATP hydrolysis activity. Gene Ontology annotation, biological process: mismatch repair. NCBI's taxonomy places the organism in Eukaryota, Fungi, Ascomycota, Eurotiomycetes, Eurotiales, Aspergillaceae.